AUGGCCUCACUCGCCAAACCCGCGAUCGUCCUGGUCCAAGGGUCCUGCCAGCUGCCAGAUGUGUACCAGAAGCUAGCCGACGCUCUCAGGGCCUCUGGAUAUUGCGUUGUUCAGCCAGCCUUGCCAAGUCUCAUCGAGCCAGGCAAAACGGAUUUAACGGAUGACGCCCGUGCCGUUCGAUCUAAGGUCAAAGGCCUUGUGGAGGAGGGGAUGAAGGUCAUUGUCGUUAUGCACUCGUAUGGUGGUCUGGUAGGCACCGAAGCUGUUACCAAAGACUUGUCCUACAACCAACGACAGUCCAGUGGCCUUGCUGGGGGUGUCGUGCAUAUAUUCUACUUCGCCGCCUUCAUCUUGACCGAGGGCCAGUCGGUGCUAGGCACAUUUGGCGAAUCUCCCAAUGACGACAUCAGGCCAGGUGGUCGUUUUAUCAUAAAGAACACGGCCCAGUUGUUGUACCACGAUCUCCCUCCCGCCGAGGCAGAAUACUGGGCAUCGAAAACCAGCGAACAAUCCCACGCGGUGCAGUCGACCAAAAUCAGCAACGAGGCAUUUCGCUACGUCCCAUCUACGUAUGUUGUCUGCGAGAACGACCGUGGUCCUCCUCCGCAAUUCCAGGAAAUGUUUGGCAAGACUGCAGGCUCGAACGUACUCAGACUCAGCUCUGGACACUCGCCUAUGCUCAGUCAUACGGCGGAGCUAGCGCAAAUGAUAGAUCAGGCCGCGCGGUCCGCUGUAUAG
This is a messenger RNA of Anthostomella pinea, 738 nucleotides long. The record is from the annotation of a GenBank genome assembly. Lineage: Eukaryota; Fungi; Ascomycota; Sordariomycetes; Xylariales; Xylariaceae.